This is a messenger RNA of Colletotrichum paranaense, 597 nucleotides long. RefSeq lists its product as uncharacterized. The coding region runs from base 1 to 597 and encodes 198 amino acids. The transcript has a single exon. The record is from RefSeq and is a predicted model, not a curated record. NCBI's taxonomy places the organism in Eukaryota, Fungi, Ascomycota, Sordariomycetes, Glomerellales, Glomerellaceae.
AUGGCACCUUGCCUACCUGAGGUUGUUUCCUUCCACCUGCAGUCCUUCACACAGCGAUUUUUUCGACUUUUCCUCCCAGGCGGCCCUCCAGGCUCCACCACGUCGUUCGUGCCUGAGCUUUUUAACCUUUUUUCCCUUUCCACCGCACAUACUUUCACGCGACACCGCCGCAGCAGCCACCAACCACACCUCGGUGCUCAUGGCCUCAAGGUUCAACGUUCCUCCUGCAUCCUCUCUCACCUCGCCUUUCUCCUACUGCUGAAUCGACACCCUUCCGACCUCUCCAGCCCAGCACCAGAGGAAAAUAAACUCCCGUCUCAGAGAUUUCUGACUUCUCCGAGUCGCCUCUUCCAUCUGCUGUCACAACGCACUCACUCACCCAUUCAUACCUUACUUGGUACUCAUUCCGCCGCCCAACCCCAUCGGAGAUUCCCCCGUGCCUGCAGCCUCUUUCUUUUGCGCCUGCUUCCUUCCUUCCAUUCCCACCCCGCCUUCCUGCCACUCUGGGUAUCUGCUCUUACUCUCUCGUUUGGACCCCCAAACAAACCAACCAACCCAGCCGUGCUUGCCUUGCCUCGCGCUUGCCUUGGCCCCUAA